Messenger RNA from Chlorella variabilis, 936 nucleotides. RefSeq lists its product as hypothetical. The coding region runs from base 1 to 936 and encodes 311 amino acids. Gene Ontology annotation, cellular component: Cdc73/Paf1 complex. The record is from RefSeq and is a predicted model, not a curated record. NCBI's taxonomy places the organism in Eukaryota, Viridiplantae, Chlorophyta, Trebouxiophyceae, Chlorellales, Chlorellaceae. Gene Ontology annotation, molecular function: protein binding. The transcript is spliced from 7 exons.
AUGCGGCUGAGCCUGCUGCAGAAGCAGGAAAGCGCACACGAUGAUUCGGUGUGGGCGGCAGCCUGGGCCCCCACGGGCAACACGCUCGUCACUGGCUCGGUGGACGAGAGCGUGAAGCUGUGGCAGGAGGUCGGGGACACGCUAGAGCAGCAGCACCACCUGGUGGGCCUGUCGCUGGGCGUGCUGGGCGUGAGCGUGGACAGCAGCGGGCAGUACGGCGCCGCCAGCAGCCUGGACAGCUACGUGACGGUGUGGAGGAUGGACGACUACAACACAGUGCACCAGUUCACCAACAUCCCUCCCUCGGAGACCUGGGGCCUGGCCUUUGCCCCCUCCUCCGAAAAGCUGCUGCUGGCGGUGGCCGGCGGCAGCAGCAACUCGGUGCGGGUGCUGGAUGUGGCGGCCAAGGAGCAGGCGGCGCAGCUGGCCAUGCCCGAGUCUGCAGACAAGCAGCGGAAGGAGAAGUUUGUGCUGAGCGUGGCCUACAGCCCAGACGGGCGGCGGAUAGCGGCGGGCGCCAUGGACGGCACCGUGGCGCUGUUUGAUGCGGCCACCGGCAAGCUGCUGCACACGCUAGGCGGCCACUUCAGGCCAGUGCGCGACCUGGCCUUCACUCCAGACUCCAAGCAGGUCAUCACCGCCUGUGACGACAUGAACGCGCACCUGUAUGACGCCGAGCAUGCAGAGCUGAUCGAGGCCUUCUCAGGGCAUGAGUCGUGGGUGCUCAGCGUGAGCCCCCACCCCAACGGCACCGCCUUUGCCACCGGCAGCAGCGACAGCAAGGUCAAGCUUUGGGACCUGCAGACGAGAACGUGCGCGCAGACCUGCAGCGAGCACACCGACCAAGUGUGGGCGGUGCGGUUCCGCCCAGACGGCUCCCGCCUGGUGUCCGCCUCAGACGAUCGCAGCGUGUGCCUCUUUGACUUUGCGUCCUGA